AUGGGGCGGCUCUCCCCCGCCGCCUCGACCGCCUCGUCAGACGCGUCCUCGGCCGGCGAAACCGUCCUCGUCAUCCCAACCGCCCGGCCCGGCCACAAGCGCGCCGACGAGGCGCUCCCGUUCUCGCCUAGGCCGCCGCGCGCCGCAGCGGCGGACGCGCCCGCCGAGCCCGCCGAGCGUCCAGAAGCAGCCCCCGUCCCGGCCCCCGCCCCUGUGCCUGCACGCGCGGCCCUUCCGCGGCUGCACCUCAGCCACGAGCACCCGGCGGUGCUGGCCGCGCUGUCCGGCGCGACGAUCUCCUCCGGGCGGCUGGAGCUGCGGGGCCGCCGCUCCUGGGUGCACAACUACGUGCUGAUGCCGCUGGCACUUCCGCUGCUUGGCGUGCUGUUUCUGGCGGCGCUCGUGGCGGCGUUUGUGCCGGCGCUGAUGGUGUGGCCGGCGCAGCUGCUCGCGCGGCGGCUGUACUGGGCGUGUCCUUUCCUGCCCCACGCCUGGCAGGGCCCCAUCCGCGCCGAGUGGGGCUGGCUGGGUUCCACCCUGCUGCGCCUCCAGUUUGAGGGGGCCCACUGCAUCACGGUGGUGGGCCGCCUGCUGACCCUGCCGAUGCGGCCACACCUGCCAAACUUCUACAUCGCUGGCUUCCCGAAGUGUGGCACCACCAGCCUGGCCGCCUACCUCAAGCUGCACCCAGACCUCUGCGGCAUCGCGGGCAUGCCGGGGCACGAGGCCCUGGGCAAGGAGUCGCACUUCAUGGGGGGCCUGCUGGGCCGGGGGUCGGCCGCAACCAGCGCCGCCCUGUACCGCUCCUUCUUUCCCACAGUCAUGACCAGGUGGUGGUGCGAGGUGGUGCGCGGCGCGCGGCGCUGGCAGUGCUUCGACGCCACGCCCACGUACGCGUGCCUGCCCUACAUCCCCGCGCGUGUCAAGGCGCUCACGCCUGACGCAAAGGUCAUCUUCAUGAUCCGCGAGCCGACCGCCGCCGUUUUCAGCGCCGAGAGCAUGCUGCGCGGCAUGGGCGUCCCCCUGACCUGGUCCCUCGCGCGGCCGCUGCCCGGCUCCGUUGUGGCAGGGAGGCGUGGCGGCUAUGUCGACGUGGAGAUGGGGCCCCAGGACGGGAAUGACCUGCUCAGGGGUGACCCCGGCCAUGAUGCCUUCUGGUCCAGCCUGGCUGAGCUGCCCGCCGACGCGGACCUGCCCGCUGAGCUGCCGCAGCGCUUCUACACCAACGCCCACAGCUACAUCAAGGGGGCGCAGUACGCGGACCGCCUCGCUGACUGGGCGCGCCACCUGCCACCAGAGAACCUGCUGGUUGUGGACUUCAAGCGCUUCGUGGAGUCCCCGGAGGCGGUCGUGAGGGAGGUGCUGGCGUUCGUGGGCGCUGACGGCGACAGGUACCGCUUCCAGCGGCUGCCACCUGGCAUGGCCACAGACUACAAGGGCGCAAAGAUGGACCCCUCAGUGCGCCGCGCGGUGGGGGCUCGCUGGUUUGCGGCCACCAACGCGGCGCUGGCGGAGAUGAUCGGCACUGACCUGGGUUGGACGGCGGCGAUUGGCGCCAGGCAGUAA
Monoraphidium neglectum is the source of this 1566-nucleotide messenger RNA. RefSeq lists its product as hypothetical. Gene Ontology annotation, molecular function: sulfotransferase activity. The coding region runs from base 1 to 1566 and encodes 521 amino acids. The transcript is spliced from 9 exons. The record is from RefSeq and is a predicted model, not a curated record. Lineage: Eukaryota; Viridiplantae; Chlorophyta; Chlorophyceae; Sphaeropleales; Selenastraceae.